GAGAUGCGUAGAUCGACGAGUGGUUCUAGAGUUUCGGAUCAGUUUGCGGCGAAGACCCCGUCUCCGCCUCGAUCUCAGAGUGUUGCAGCUAUGGACGAUGACGUGGAGCUGCUUUUGCCUAGGUACGACCCGAAUUCUGAAGCGGGGAAGAGAGAGAAUUCAAGAUUCAGAUCUGCAGAAAACGUCAUUCAUCUCAUUCCUCUCAUUCUUCUUCUCUGUGUCGUAAUCCUCUGGCUCUCCUCUCAUUCAGUGAUGGAUUUGGAAAUUGUCAGCAGGUUCAAGGAGUUGAGUUCAAGAAGCAACAUGCUUGUCUUGUCCAUGGGAACUCAAUUUCAGUUUUGGGAAACGAAACAACUUUUUUUACUGCCGGUGAAUUUGUGCCGCAAACCAUACGUAACUCUUGCAUUUUUUUUUGUUCUUUAUACACAUGACUAAUAUUUAUAUUUCUCAUAUAGUCCUUUUUUUUAUUUAAAAUGUACAACUUUUAGUUUGUAAUAACGAUUUCAACAUCACACAACUCAAUUUAAUCAUCA
Molecule: messenger RNA, 533 nt
Organism: Camelina sativa (false flax)
Lineage: Eukaryota; Viridiplantae; Streptophyta; Magnoliopsida; Brassicales; Brassicaceae
Source: RefSeq, a predicted model, not a curated record